CUCUCUCUUCUCAUUGAACUCUUUCUUUUCACUCGGUCUCCCUCAUCCUCUCACGCAGGUGAAUCACCCUCUCUCUCCCUCUCGCUCACUCGGUAUCUCUCUUCCCUCUCACUCAUAUCGACUUCCUCCUCAUCUCAUCAUCCUCUCCCGACUGCACAGCAGGCACUUUCAGUGGAGGAAUUUGCAGUUCGACUUGCAAAGCACUUCACAUCUCUUUACCAGCAGACACUUAUCUUAAUGCUUCUGUUCAUUGAAACUCUGCUUCAUCCUGAUGUUGCUCUGUCCCUUAGUUCAAAAUCAAGACAUACGAACCAAUUGUGUUCAAUUAGCCAGUAUGAUUCAGAUUUUCUUUUGAAUGAGGUAAAACCUUCUUUGUUCUCUUUGUUCCCUAAAAGGUCAGCUUGUGAUCCAGGAAGAGCAGAUGAGGGCGCAGCUGAGGGCCCAGGGCGAGGAGAUGAGGACCUAUGCCGGGAUGGUGAGAGACCUUGUACAAGCCAUACAGAUGUCCGGCCUCAAAAUCUCGCUACCAGCACCUCAUCUUGUUUCACCUUUGACCUCAGAGCCACCUCGCUCUGCCGAUACCCAGUAGCCUGAUGUAUUAAACCUAGUUCACUUGUAGUUUUUUCUUUUUUUGUUCGAACAUCUUGUAUGUACAUUUUCAUAUAUUUUAUAAUUAAAUACUUUUGCUUGGUUAAUU
Molecule: messenger RNA, 697 nt
Organism: Malus domestica (apple)
Lineage: Eukaryota; Viridiplantae; Streptophyta; Magnoliopsida; Rosales; Rosaceae
Source: RefSeq, a predicted model, not a curated record